AUGGUGUGGGCAGCCCCAGCCACCUCCCUCUGCCUCCGUUUCUCCACAGACCUGGUGAAAGUGGCAGUGGCCACCCUGCUCAUCGGAGCUGCCCUGUCUGCCACCGAGCAACACCCUGACCUUCCAGCCCCACAGGGAUUCCUGUGCAUCCCAGCCCUGCCCGCCGCUGCCCUCCUGGCCUUUGCCCGGGGGCUGCAAAACAAACCAGAGAAGCUGAGCAGUGUCCAGCUCUCCUGCCUGGCCCACCUGCUCUCGGCCAAGAACCCGACGGCCCAUUUCGGCAGGUACCUGCCCAACCUGCUGCUCUUCUUUGAUUUGGCCGAGGUGGACAGUGAGACCUGUGGAGCCUUUUACAGCCGUGCUUCCCAUGGGAACCUGGACCUGCUGCCCAGGGGCUCAGUCCAGAGGCAGGAGCUGCUGCAACGGGCACUGGCCUGCCUGGGGGUGAGGAGCAGCCACUUGCAACCUGAGCAGCUCAGCAGCCUUGGGGCACUGGUGUGUGACAUGGAGCCUGAGACCAUCACAGCCUCAGACCCCGGAGUCCUGGAGAACCUGAAGCUCUGCCCAGUGCUAACAGGGGCCCAGCAGGAUGCCCUCAAUGCUGUGCUCCUUGGGGGUGGCACAGUGUAUGGGGACCCUUCCAGCUGGGAUUUACAGACCCUAGAUAGGUUGGGGCCACUUGUGCUGGCUUUGAACCAGACCACACUGAGCUUGGUGCCCAAGGCAACACAGGAGGCUUUUGGCAGGACCAUCACAGCCACUUACAGCAGCCAGAGACAUUCCCAGUGGGAAAAGUCCCUGACCCUCCUCAGGGCCUUCCCAGCAGCAGUGGCUUUGUCUCAUCCCAGGCUGAAGAGGACCACAGAAGGCUGCCCGUCCAGCCCCAUCACAGCCAGCACCAUCUCCGACACCUUGUUAUUCCUCAUAUACAGCGUCGAUGAGUUCUACCUGUGCCUGAGCGAUGAGGUUUUAACAGCAAACCUGAAGCUGCUGUCUGAGCAGCCACUCCCCAGGGAGUUCCUCAUGGUGAUGAAAAAAAGGCUGUCAGAGAUUUACCCAUCGGGGAUCCCAGAGAAGCAGCUGAAGGAGCUCGGGACUCUGUCCCGCCUGUACACGCCGAAGGAGAUCAGCCAGUGGAUGGUGACCUCCAGUGACACACUCCUGGCCCUGCUUAACCCCUCAGAUGGCCAGUGGAACCCUGCCCAGGUCAACCAGCUGCUCAAAAGGUACAAGGCCCUGGGGGGCACCUUGAUGGGGUCCACCCUGACGGGGCCCUUGCUCCAGACAAUUGGGGGGAGGAACCUGUGUAACCUGCAGGAGGAGCAGAUCGAUAAAAUACCUCUAGAAGCCAUCAGGACUGCUGGGCAGUUAAACAUUUCCUCCUGCUCUCAAGCCAAGAAGGACCAGCUCUACAGAAAGGCCUGUUAUGUCUUUGGUGACAAGGCCAACUCCAUCAGUGUCUAUUACUGCCUCAUUCGGCCAUACCUGGGUGGAGCUCCAGCAGAUGACCUGAAAAGGCUGGCUGAGAGAGGCACUGCCAUAAACAUGGACAUGGGCACCUUCCUUCACUUAAAUCCCAAGGAACUGCAGAAACUCAGUGUCAUGGAUGUGAAAAAUUUGCUUGGGAAAAACCUCCCUUACCUGAAGGCAGCUGAGAACGAGACGGUGGUGGUGGAGUGGGUGAAGAGACAGUCCCAGCAGGAGCUGGACUGUGGAUCCUCCAGGUACCCGAGUCCCAAAGCAGCUCUGCUGCCCUGA
Molecule: messenger RNA, 1758 nt
Organism: Chaetura pelagica (chimney swift)
Lineage: Eukaryota; Metazoa; Chordata; Aves; Apodiformes; Apodidae
Gene: MSLN
Product: mesothelin
Exons: 16
Coding region: 1-1758 (585 amino acids)
Biological process (GO): cell-matrix adhesion
Cellular component (GO): cell surface
Source: RefSeq, a predicted model, not a curated record